Messenger RNA from Ilex paraguariensis (yerba mate), 969 nucleotides. NCBI's taxonomy places the organism in Eukaryota, Viridiplantae, Streptophyta, Magnoliopsida, Aquifoliales, Aquifoliaceae. The record is from the annotation of a GenBank genome assembly.
AUGGUGUCAACGGAUUAUCGCAUACGCAUUGUUUACAUGAUUUGCCUUCUCUGCUUGAUGGUGCCACGUCACAUCGUCGCUUGUUUCGCUGAUUUGGUUUACAAAUCUCGCACAUUACCAUCUCACUCGAUCUCGUUCGCUUAUACGGUGACUCGUGCACUUCUAUCGGUUUGUUUAUAUGUGAAAGAUGCAUAUACAAAUGAAUUAUCAGAUGUGGAGGAUCAAGCGGCGAAGAUCUCAGUUGAAGAGCAAAUGCAGAUUACUAUCAUUCAGAAUAUCGAGAAAGACCUCCAAUUAGCAAAAUCUGAAGCAAAACAACUAAUAGAGGAUAUUGAUCAGAGGAUUAAGGAAAAGGGGCAGAUCUGUACCCAGAUUCUGGGAAAUCAAGGAAAAAUUUCUACUUUGGAAUCUGAUUCAUCCACACUUUGCCAGACAUUGGAGCUUAUUCAACAAGAAAGAGUCAACUUGUCAACCAAACUGUCAGAGAAAAGUGCCUACUAUGCCAAGUUAGCUGAUGAUCUUAAUACUAAAUUACAGAAACAGCAGGUCAAGCACACAACCGGCGAGAAAAUUGGCGAUUCUCGAGGGAACUGUGGCUCCGAGAACUGUCUCAAUGCAGACAAUCUGGAUAACGAUGAAAAGGAAGUAAUGAAAAAUUUGGAUGCUGCUCAUGCUAAAUUUGACUUGGUGACACAACUGAAAUCCAAACUUGUUUCGGAUAAUAGCAAGGCAAAGCAAUCCAUUGAGCUAGUGAGGCGUAGGAUAAAUGGUUUUAAGUCACAACUUAAGGAAAUGGAUAGGAGGACCCUGGAAGAAGAGCUUACAGCCCUUUUGUCAGACAAAGCUGGAGAAUCAGAGUAUUUGCAGUCUCUGCAUCAGCAAAUUGACAAACUGAAGGGAAUUUCCCAUAUCCUUAAAUGUACAUGUGGUAAGGAAUACGAGGUAGAAGUUGAUCUUGGUUCAAAAUAG